Triticum turgidum subsp. durum (durum wheat) is the source of this 1395-nucleotide messenger RNA. NCBI's taxonomy places the organism in Eukaryota, Viridiplantae, Streptophyta, Magnoliopsida, Poales, Poaceae. The record is from the annotation of a GenBank genome assembly.
AUGGAGGCCUGUAUCUUAAUAAGGAGCUUACGGAGCUUACGGCAUCUAGCUAGGCACCCGACGAGUUUGUGCUCUCUCAUCUUCAGAGCUUUGGCUGAUCUGAUGGGACUUUCCCCCAGUGUACUCAGCAAAUUCAGAGGAGACGCACCGCCCAUGGAGAAUAUGGUGGGCAAAUCGCCGGAGCCGGAGCUGCCACCGGAUAUGCUGUCGAGCAUCUUUGCCCUCCUCGAGGUCCCUGACCUCGUGCGCGCAGGCUCUGUCUGCUCCUCUUGGCGGUCGGUGUACACCGGACUACGCCGUCAGCUUCUGAAGCACAAACAGCGCCAGACGCCUUGCCUCCUCUACCACACCUCUGAAUCUACUGGAGAGAAUGCAGCUUGCCUCUACAGCCUUGUGGAAAAGAGGGCCUACAAAUUAACCCUCCCUGAUCCACCCAUCCGCAGUAGGUAUCUGAUUGGCUCUUCGCAUGGUUGGCUGAUCACUUCCGAUGAGAGGUCCGAGCUGCACCUUGUAAAUCCAAUCACUGGUGAACAGAUUGGUCUCCCGUCAGUGAUUACUCUUGAGCAAGUCAAGCCGGUCUUUGACGAUGAAGGUGCUAUUCAUAAGUAUGAGUUAUGGAAGCCACGGUACACUGCACUUGCAGAAUUCCUUGGUCACGAGCCCUCAAUUUAUGCUCGCGAUGAGCUCCGUGACCACCUCUACUUCAAGGCAUAUUUGUUUCCUGAUUCGCAAACAGGAAGCUACAUUGUGGUCCUCAUUCAUAAUCCAGAAUAUCAGAUUUCAUUUGCAAGGGCAGGGGACUGUGGGUGGACAUUUCUACCACCGGGUUGGAACUAUCAGGAAUGCAUCUACAAGGAUGGUCUACUGUAUGCAGUGACAGGAACUGGAGCAGUUGAUGCUUUUGAUCUCUCUGGUUCUACUGUCACAAGGACGACGGUUCUGGGUGACAUGAAGCAUUAUAUUUGUGAGCACAUAUACAUUGUUCAGGCACCGUGGGGCGAUAUGCUGCAAGUUUGGAGGGAACAGCCCACUGUAGAUGGUGAUGCUGGUUCAGAGAACAUAGAGGAAACCAGCAAAAUAUUUGUAUAUAAGAUUGACAUGGCAGCAAAAAAGCUUGUGGAAAUAAAUGGCUUGCAUGGCCAUGUGUUGUUUCUUGGGCAUAGCCAGACACUGUGUCUCAGUGUGGAAGAAUAUCCACAAUUGAAAGCAAACUGUGUCUACUUCACUGACGAUGAAGAAUAUAUUUCGAUGUAUAAGAAUCUUCAUCGUGAUAUAGGCGUUCUAAAUUUGGAAAACAGCAGCAGGGAAGAAAUUGUGCCUCGGAUUUAUUGCACCUGGCCAAAUCCCAUAUGGAUUGCACCCAGUCUUAGAAUGAUGCACUCGGGAUUGAUGUAA